UAUCAAAUCCACUCAGAAUAUACCGCGAAAAAUUAGAACCCCUAAAAGCAAGCAGUCAAAAUGUCAUACUAUCCAAAAGGUCACCAUUACGAAUCCGGCGAUGACGUCGAUGACUUCGACGACUACGAUUCAACUCCAUACGACGGUGGAUACGACAUCGCCCUCACUUACGGCCGUCCUCUUCCACCGUCGGAGGAGAUCUGCUAUGCUUCCACUUCAACCUCUUCAGGUGGUUUUGAUUAUGAAGGAUCUAAUUACUCUUCUCAUGCUGAGCCAUCUGCUUAUGGAGAAGAAGCUCAGGAUAAUGAGUAUAAGAGUUAUGUGAGAGCUAAGCCACGUCCUGGUCAUGGAUAUGGAGCUCCUGCUGCUGCUGCUGCUGGUGGUGGUUAUGGACGGCGUCCGGAGGAGCCGAGUUCGGAGUAUGGAUCUGAAUAUGGACGGAAACAGGAGGUUCCGGAAUCUCGAUAUGGAUCUGGUGGUGGUGGUUAUGGACGAAAACAGGAGGAUCCGGAAUCUGAAUACGGAUCUGGUGGUGGUGGAUAUGGACGGAAACAUGAGGAUCCGGAAUCUGAAUACGGAUCUGGUGGUGGUGGAUAUGGACGGAAACAUGAGGAUCCGAAGCCGGAAUAUGGAUCCGGAUAUGGAAGGAGGCAGGAGGAACCGGAUUCUGAAUACGGAUCUGGAUAUGGCCGGAAACAUGAGGAUCCGACUCCGGAAUAUGGAUCUGGAUAUGGUCGUAGGCAGGAAGAACCGGGAUAUGGUCGUAGGCAGGAGGAACAGACACAGGAAUAUGGUUCUGAAUAUGGACGUAGGCAGGAGGAACCGGUUUCGGAGUAUGGAUCGGGUUAUGGCCGUCGGCAGGAGGAACCGGUUUCUGAGUAUGGAUCGGGUUACGGCCGUAGGCAGGAAGAACCGGUUUCGGAGUAUGGAUCUGGAUAUGAGAGGAGGAGUGAGGAAGAAUAUCCAAAACCUAGUUACGGAAGGCGAGAUGACGAUGAAAAUGAAGGUUAUGGUGGUCGUAAGAAACAUGGAGAUGAUGGUUCUGAUGAUGAUGACGAUGAUGAGAAAAAGCGUAGGCACCACCACCACCACCGCAAGCAUUACGAUGAUUGAGAGGAAGCUUGGUUUGUCGGGUUCAUUCUUUCUCCAUACCAUUAUGUUGAAUAAAGGAGUGGCAAUUGGAAUGUGUGAUGUUUCCAUGUGUUGCCAUUACAAACAACUGGUUUUUGUCUUUAAUGUUGUGUGAAAAUCUUCCUUGCAUUGUGUGCAAAGUGUCUGUUUUGGUUUGUGUUUUGUGGUUUGUAUUAAUAAAUGUCCCAAACAUUUCAGGUUUCUGAUCAUCAGAAGUAUGAUUUCAAUCUUUUGUAUCUUCUCAUCUUUUAAUACACAAUCAAUGGUUUCUGGUC
Molecule: messenger RNA, 1406 nt
Organism: Erigeron canadensis
Lineage: Eukaryota; Viridiplantae; Streptophyta; Magnoliopsida; Asterales; Asteraceae
Exons: 2
Coding region: 61-1113 (350 amino acids)
Molecular function (GO): phosphatidic acid binding
Source: RefSeq, a predicted model, not a curated record